Messenger RNA from Medioppia subpectinata, 1926 nucleotides. NCBI's taxonomy places the organism in Eukaryota, Metazoa, Arthropoda, Arachnida, Sarcoptiformes, Oppiidae. The record is from the annotation of a GenBank genome assembly.
AAAUCAUUAGUUUUGAUAAACAAUUGUAAAUGCAAUCAAAAUAUUGAGAUAUUUCACGAUUUGAUUAAAUUUGAGAAACACUACCACUCGUUGAUUAACACACAAAAUGUGGACACAAAUGAAUGCAACGAUAAAUCAGUAGACAACGAAGAAGUGCUCAAAAAUAAUGACAAAACAACUGAUCCUAUGUUUGCGGAGUCAACACAAUCUUUACUACAAGUGUUGGCCACCGAUGCGAUCGAUAUCAUUGAACCCAAUGUCGUGUCCAUUGACUUGAAUCCCACUGAAAGUGUUAAACAAAACACUUAUCCAAUAGUUUCCGAUAAUGGCCUCGAAGUUCAGCCACCGAUCGGUGAUUACGGGACACAAUGUGUGGCCACAGCGGCGGACAAGUCGUUGAAAGCGCAAGAGAUUAUUGAUUUACUCGACGACAGCGACACCGAAGACACGGCCGCACAACCGGUGGCCACCAAUCAAGUGACUGAUAUCGGGCUUCAAAACCCAAUACUCACUGAACUGUUGAACGAAGACACGUGUAAUUCGAUGGACACAGCGAUCGCCUCUCAAGGCACGGCACCGGCAACUGAUCCCGGAGUCUAUCAAUGCCUCGAGUGUCUCAAAAUAUUUACCACAAAACAAGGCUUAAGGAUACACAACGGUAUGUUUCACCGGAAACCUGUGGAUCAGUUGCAAGCGUCCGGUAACCAACACUUGACAGUGGCUCAGGUGGGCGGACACAUCAUCGCUGGUUUUGUUAAGAACUUGACGCCAAUACCAGCCGUACAUAACAGCAGUCAAAGCAACGACACUGCACCGGCAACUGAUCCCAAAGCCAAUCGAUGCCUCGAGUGUCGCAAAUCAUUUACCACAAAACACGGCUUAAAAAUACACAACGGUUUAGUCCAUCCGCCGCCACCAUAUGAUCAACAGGAAUGGUCUCCAUCGACAUCGACUCGUCAGUUGGCCAAAUCCGCGGUCGCCGGUAAACGUGUGGACAUUACGCCGAUUACAACGCCCGCGCUUAACGUCAGCCAAAGCAACGGUACACCAAGUGUUAACACAUAUAGUGUACGCCCAAAGAAGCGGCCGCUCAUUGACACUAAUGAACCACAAGUGGUGAACAAACAACCGGCGCAAGAGAUUAUUGAUUUGCGUGACGACAGCGACACUGAUAUAGAGGACGCGCAGCCGGUGUUAUCACCGGCUGUCAGCAGUCACACCAUCGACGACGAUAAUAGCGGCGUCGACGCCAUCGCCUGUCCAGUGGACACGUGUGGCAAACGGUAUCCAAACAAGUAUUGCUUUAAGAACCACGUGAUGGCCGCCCAUCCGGGUGUAGUCGUGCCGAUGACGCCACGGGUUAAGCCCUAUCGGUGUCCGCGCGUCGAUUGUUUCAAAAGCUUUCUAUCGGAUCAGUCUCUGCAGCAACACAUCCAGACUAACCACAAGUCUUUACAGCAGACCUCAACUCCGACCAAAUCGGGCACUCAUUUGUGUCCGCACAACGGCUGCGGUAAAGCGUUUGUGUUCAGACACGGCCUGAAUCAACACAUCCGUACUGUCCAUUCAUUGACUGUCACGCCGUCCCAACUGAAUCCGUGUCCGCAAGUCGGGUGCGAUAAGGGUUUCUCGUCGGACCAGGAUUUGCAACAACGAUCGCUGACUAUCCGCCUCUCGGCACUGCCGGCCGACCCCAAGACAUCACUAAAACGUUUUCCGUGUUCUCACGACGGGUGCGAUAUGUGGUUCUCGUCGGACCAGUAUAUGCGGACACAUGUUGUAUCUGCACACUCGACACCACCCGCACCAAAGCCAUCGCAAUCACUUAAGCCGUAUCCGUGUCGGCACGACGGCUGCGGUAAAGGGUAUUCAUCCAAACAAAACCUCAAUUUUCAUAUAAUGAACGCCCACUCUAUACCACAGUAG